CAACAGACAAUCGACAAUCUGUCUUUUUUACUCCACGCCCCUGGCGGCAGUCCAUGCCUCCAGUUGAGAAAUAUUAUAUUUGGGAAGUAAUAUAGUUAAAAUCGCAAAAUGGAUACAAGAAAGCUGAUCGACAUUUUGCGCGCCACCAUUGACCCUAACCAGAGGGCGCAGGCAGAGGAGCAGCUAUCCCAGAUUCACAAAAUAAUCGGUUUUGCGCCGACCCUGCUCCAAGUGGUCAUGAUGAACGACGUGGCCAUCCCAUUGCGGCAGGCGGGCGUCGUCUACCUCAAGAACCUCAUCACCUCUGGCUGGCAAGAGAAGGAGCCCGAGGAAAACGAGCCCCUCGCCUUCUCCAUCCACGAACAGGACCAAGCCAUGAUCAGAGACAGCAUAGUAGACGCCAUCAGCCAAGCGCCCGACAUUAUCCGCGUCCAACUAUGCGUCUGUCUUAAAACUAUAAUCAAACACGACUUCCCAACACGCUGGACUCAGGUCGUCGACAAGAUUCAUAUAUAUUUACAAAACCCGGAGCCUAAUGGGUGGAUGGGGGCGCUCCUAUGCUUGUACCAGCUUAUAAAGAACUAUGAAUACCAGUUAGCAGAGAAACGGGUGCCGUUGAUUGAGGCGAUGAAUUUGUUGUUGCCGAUGCUGUACAAUUUGAUUGUGACGCUGCAGCCCGACCAGUCGGCUGAGUCGGUGCUCAUUCAGAAGCAGAUCCUCAAGUGCUUCUAUGGACUGAUUAAGGGUGCGGAAUGUGCCAGGUAUUACCUCGAGUACAUACUCCCCCUGGAUCUCAUCACCAAAGAGGUGUUCACCAAGUGGAUGGAGGUCCUCCGAAAGGUGAUGGAGCAGCCGGUACCGGAGCACACCCUCCAGGUGGACGAGGAUGAACGGUUGGAGCUGCCGUGGUGGAAGUGCAAGAAGUGGGCCGUGCAUACUCUCUACAGGCUGUUUGAGAGAUACGGCAGCCCCGUGAACACGCGUAAAGAAUACGUACAGUUCGCGGAGUGGUACUUAACGACCUUCACCGGCGGCAUCCUCGACGUGCUCCUCCGGGUCCUGGACCAGUACCGCAACAAGAUAUACGUGUCCCCGAGGGUGCUGCAGCAGACGAUCAGCUACAUUGACCAGUGCGUCUCCCACUCGCACUCAUGGAAGAUCCUGAAGCCGAACAUGUUUGAGAUCAUCAAGGACGUGCUGUUCCCUCUGAUGUCGUACUCCGAGGCCGACGAGGAACUGUGGAACACGGACCCGCACGAGUACAUACGAAUCAAAUUCGACAUAUUCGAAGACUUCGUGUCACCGAUAAUCGCCGCCCAAACCCUCCUUAUAUCCUGCUGCAAGAAGCGGAAAGAAAUGCUCGAACGCACCAUGCAACUCUGCAUGCAGGUCCUCACCAGCCAGAACGGAGAGUACAGCCCUAGGCAGCGAGACGGCGCCCUCCACAUGGUCGGAACACUUAGUGACUUACUGAUUAAAAAGAAAUUCUACAAGGACGAAAUAGACUCUCUUCUCAGCCAAUAUGUGUUCCCUGAAUACAGCAAUCCUCUCGGUUACAUGAGAGCCCGGGCCUGCUGGGUGCUCCACUGCUUCGCCACCGUUCGCUUCAAGAGCGAACCGCUACUAGUUGAAGCUGUACGCUUAACCGUCAGCGCUUUGCUCAACGACACUGACUUACCCGUCAAAGUAGAAGCUGCUAUCGCAUUACAAACUCUACUCGGAUCACAAGAGAAAGUCCACAAGUUACUGGAGCCUCAAGUUAAAGCGGUCACCACAGAACUUCUUAAAGUUAUCCGAGAAACUGAGAAUGAUAACAUAGCCAGCGUCUUACAGAAGAUUGUACCGUUGUAUACCGAGCAACUGAUGCCCAUGGCUUACGAGAUCACUGAGCAUCUGGCGACAACAUUCCGGAAAGUCAUAGAGACAGACUCCGGAACAGAUGAGAAGGCCAUCACAGCUAUGGGGCUGCUGAACACUAUGGAGACGGUGCUGAACGUGAUGGAGGACAACCCGGAGAUCAUGGCCCAGCUCGAGAAGACUGUUCUCACUGUUGUUGGCCACAUCUUGCAGAAUAAUGUUAUUGAAUACUACGAAGAGGCGAUGACCCUCCUCUGCAACCUCACAGCGAAGCAGAUCUCCGAAGACAUGUGGAAGGUCCUCGAGCUGCUGUAUCAGGUGUUCGAGAAGGACAGCUUCGACUACUUCACCGACAUGAUGCCUGUGCUACACAACUACAUCACAGUCGACACCAACGCCUUCGUCUCCAAUGAAAACCAUAUUCUGGCCAUGUUUAAUAUGGCUAAAGCGGUGCUAAACUCCGACUCUGAAGACGAAUCCGAGAUCUACGCGGCGAAACUUCUCGAGGUGAUGGUGCUGCAGUGCAACGGCAAGAUAGACAACUGCCUGCCCUCGUUCGUGGAGCUGGUGCUGAACCGGCUCACCAGGACCGUGAAGACCUCGGAGCUCAGGACCAUGCUGCUGCAGGUGCUAAUAGCGAUAUUGUACUGCAACCCAGUGCUCCUGUUCACAAUACUGGACAAGCUGCAGCAGGCCGUCCCCAACGCGUCCAUCACGCAGCACUUCAUCAAGCAGUGGAUACACGACACGGACUGCUUCAUGGGCCUCCACGACAGAAAGCUAUGCGUGCUCGGCAUAUGCACCCUGCUGGAGAUGGGCCCCUGCCGGCCUCCCCUCUCGGCCGUGCUGCCUCGCAUCCUGCCCUCGUGCCUCGUGCUGUUCGACGGCCUCAAGCGCGCCUACGAGCUGCGCGCCGAGGCCGACGAGCAGACCGACGACGAGGACGAAGUCGACGACCAGGACGAGGAGGUGCUCUCUAGCGACGAGGACGACAUAGACGACAUGAACAACGAGUACCUGGAGAACUUGUCGCGUAUGGCGGUCAAGAAUGCCGCGCAGCAGGGCGUCAACAUGACCGCCAACUUCGAGGACUACGACAGCGAUUCUGACGACGAGGACGACUACGAGCCAGACGAGACAGCCAUCGAGUGUUACACGACGCCCCUAGACGACAGGGAUUGUCCCGUCGAUGAAUACGUCAAGUUCAAGGCGGCUCUCUCAGGCAUAUCAACGACGGAGCCGGAGUUAUACCACGCGCUCACCCAAGUGUUAGAUGAAGAGCAACAGAAGCAGCUGAGCGCCGUGCUCGUGCUCGCCGACCAGAGGAAGGCGCAGCAGGACAGCAAGCGCAUCGAGCAGAGCGGAGGCUACUCGUUCACAGUUCCCGCUCAAGUCCCAACGAAGUUCAAGUUCGGAUCGUAAUCACAUAACAGUGCUAUAAACACGAACACAGACAAUUAUAUAAAUAUGUGAUGCAGCUCAAAUAGUCGUUGAACGCCGGACGCCAUUUUGCUACUUCGAGCUGGCAUUUUGUAAUAAUUCAAGAUGGCGGCAUUUGAUGCGAUAGCAGUAAAGAUUUGCCUAAUAUUUUGAACGCAGCUAUAUAAAUUAUUGUAAUGGUUGUAUUAUUUAAUGAAACUGCUAUUUAAAUUGGGUCGGUACCAUCUCUGUACACUAUAAAGGAUUUGCCACACUGGAUGCGUUCUGCAGGCAGCGGUCAGGUCAAACUUCAACUUCAAAGGUUGCUGUUAAUGUCGUUCAUACAUAAUGCGGGUUUGACCUGACCGCUGACCGCAGAACGCAUCCAGUGUGGCAAAUCCUUAAACGAGUGCGCCUAUUAAUAUAAGGCGGUCGAAACGACACUGCCACAGCUUAAAAGGCCAGCGUUGUUGGCAAGGCAGGUUAGCUAUAAGGUGCAAGGAUUCGUGAUAAGACUUGUGAAAUGCGGGCGAAGCUCUAUUUUUGUGAUAACGAUUACUAAUUGCCCAUGUCAAUUUUUUAAAACUACCCAAUGAGGGCUAACGCGUAUGAAUUCGCCGCUAGGGGCGCUAGUGUAGAUGGUGAUCUUUUCCAUAGUUCGAAAUGUCAAAUGUCACUUGUCACUUCAAUGACUGACAGCUGUUCUGUUUUUUGGACCACCAUCAACAGAGGCGCCAACUGGUGAGCAAAAAAAACGAUAGCCCUCAUUGACAUAUUUUUGUAAGUCACCACUGCUAGGGUUGUUUACUCUAUCGACUUGUUUUUGACAUGCGUAUUACAUCGGUAAACGCGCGAGUUUGUAACAUUUAUGUUUUGUCAUGAACUUUUUGUAUUUUGAGUGUUGUCAGUGUAUAGUUCACUUUCUAAAGUAUACAUGAAUUAUGAAUUAAUAAGCAAGUAUUAAUAUAGGCGUCACAGCUAUGAGAUAUAAUUUAUUUAAGCUCUUUUGAGCUAAAAAGCCGUUAAAAAUGUUUAUAAAACACAUGAAACAAAAUGUAAAAAUGGCAAAGGAAACUGAACUAUGCACAUGACCAAGUUGAGUCCUAAGCUAAGGGCGUAGACAUAGAGCCCCGUGUCGUUUGCGGCGCGCGGACGCUGCAACAUUGUAAAUAAAUAUCACGCGUAACGAACUAUACAAAUGUAAGAGAUGUAAGGAUGUUUCACUUCAUGUAAAUAAAUGUGAUUCAUAAGAA
Molecule: messenger RNA, 4529 nt
Organism: Cydia strobilella
Lineage: Eukaryota; Metazoa; Arthropoda; Insecta; Lepidoptera; Tortricidae
Gene: msk
Product: importin-7
Exons: 17
Coding region: 109-3279 (1056 amino acids)
Biological process (GO): protein import into nucleus
Cellular component (GO): cytosol; nuclear envelope
Molecular function (GO): small GTPase binding
Source: RefSeq, a predicted model, not a curated record